AUGACGACCUUCAUCGCGUAUCAGCCUCGGGAAAGUGCACCGUUAUUCGGAAGUCACACCUUCGGCAAUUCUCCUACAGUCGGCCUUCCCAGUUGGGUGUCGAGCAGACAAAGCCCAAAAUCUCCUCAGCAGGCGACACCUGUGAGCAAUGCCGAUUUUGUCGAUUUGACCGUCUCUGGCCAGAACACCGCUCGAAAACGUCUGGUGGCGAGCGGAAAUCAACACGCCGCCAAGUCAGAGAAGUGCGUACUAGCGCUUAGCGCCACGUGA
Rhinocladiella mackenziei CBS 650.93 is the source of this 270-nucleotide messenger RNA. RefSeq lists its product as uncharacterized. The record is from RefSeq and is a predicted model, not a curated record. Lineage: Eukaryota; Fungi; Ascomycota; Eurotiomycetes; Chaetothyriales; Herpotrichiellaceae. The transcript has a single exon. Bases 1 to 270 code for a protein of 89 amino acids.